GUAAAGGCGGAAUGUUAAUGUAAGCAACUUUCGAAGUCAUAUCACUAUGAAUAAAAGCUUGCAUACGUUUACUUAUCUGUCUUUCAUAUUCGGCUUCAUCCACAUCUUUGUUAUUCUUGAUCUGUAUCGAGAAUUCAGUACAGGACGCGUAAGUAGUACGAUCACAGUAUCAGCAAGGUAGUGAGAAACAGCUUUGCAACGGAAAAAGAGCAUGAGAAGUGGUUUAUAGGUACCAGGACAUGCGAUACUUUGAUCGACGUUGCUAUGAAUUUUACUCCAGCAUAGAUCCCGAUCGACUUUUAUUCUGUUCGGCAGGUUACAAAUUAGAGUGUGACCUUCUGUUGAAGGAAAGUUUUGUCAUAACGUUUCCAAAGUUUCACGAAUCAGUAGAAACUGCAUUGGUUCUCUCAGGAAUUGGCUGCAAAAAACCGAAGUUAAUUAUUUAAGUCUGUCCGAUUUUACAAGAACCGUUAAUUCCUCAAGAACGUUCCAGAAAAUCCUUUAACUAACGUGGACUUUUAUUCAGCGAUGGAGAUUAGCUCGUGAAAGGGCGAGAAAUGACACACAUACUUUGUGGUGUUAUCUUCCACAGAAAUAAGGUCUCCUAACCUGCAAAAAACUGUUCAUUAUAGUAGUAUAGUAAAGCCAGAGCCUUCGGACAUUUUGUAGAGGAUCUGUAUUCGGUGUAUUUUUAUACUCGUACGGACACUUCGUUCAGCCAGCUUUGGCUUUUUUUGUAUGCACAUAGGCGCUGAUCCCGUUCUGCAUCUCUAUCGAUACUUAGUUCAAAACCUGCGUGAGUUACUUCUUUUUCAUAAAAUCGGUUAUAGGAAGACAUCUAUAUUCUAGCAACUCUUGAGCAUACCACUAUCAUAACUUUCGUCUUUUUUUCUAUCGUUAGUCGACCAGAUCAAGAAUAACAAAGAUGUGGAUGAAGCCGAAUAUGAAAGACAGAUAAGUAAACGUAUGCAAGCUUUUAUUCAUAGUGAUAUGACUUCGAAAGUUGCUUACAUUAACAUUCCGCCUUUACAGCUCGAUAUUAUAUGGAUGAUUUAUAACAGCUGGUUAAAAGAGGAAAAACGUGCAAUUACAAUGGAACAACGAAACUUUUUACAGUUAUUUCUUGAAAAACAUCAGCGAAUGUCGCCAUUAUUUGUAAAACUUAUUUUUGAUUUAAUUAUCAAAUGGCAUUCCUACGAUAAGCUUGAUGAGGCAUUGUUCGAGAUAAAAGAUGUUAAUGACUGUAUUGUACUUAUACUUCGUCGUAUGCAGACAAUUCAUAAUUCGGUUUUUUUCAGUCGUGCACUAUCCUACAUUUCAGCAUUUAAAAAUGGUAUUACGCAAACUGAGUUAGAAGAUUUGUUAAGUCUCGAUGAUCAAGUGCUUGAAAGUGUUUUUGAGUACUUUCUGCCUCCUGUUAAACGUAUUCCACCGUUGCUAUGGACACGACUCAGGAAUGAUCUAGAAGAAUAUGUGAUUGAAAGUAGAGGAGAUGGUGUUGUCAUAAUGAAAUGGUUUUAUCGGAAGUUUCGUGCAACAAUAAAAUCAGAAUAUGGAUCGCCAAGCCUAGUUCAGCUAACCAGUAAAGGUUAUUCACUAAGUCAAGAAUUCGAUCCAGAGGUUAUCAGAAAUAUUAUCUAUCUGUAUUUGGAUAAGUUUAAAGAUAGAAAAAAGGAAUUUUGUAUUAACGAUCAACUACGGAAAAAGUACGGACUUCAAAGCAACGUGGUAGAAGCUGAUCGCCUUGUAAUGUCUCAGGCAACCGAGUUCUGUGACUCAGAUGGUGUGAUCCAAUAUAACAGGCGAAAACUGAAACAACUACCGCAUUUCUUGAAAAAACUUUCACCCAAUGAAAAAAAUUUAAUUAUUUCACUAGAAAUGAUUUAUAAUUAUCAAUGGAUGCAUGCUGCCUAUAUCUGCACUGAUACCGCUGCUAUCGAACAUUAUUUAAUGAUGCUGACAAUCUCUAUUGCGCACAGUCCACAAGCCACGGAACAACUGCGUGAAUCGGAGUCUGCAGCAAAUACUCUUAUGAUGAUUUAUCAGCAGCUUGGGUAUGCAUUUUUUAGUGAAUAUCCCGACAAUUUUGCAUUUGAAAUAUGCUCACGUUUAACACCGUGGUACGGAACAAACCAUUUCAUCACUCGUUUAAUCGAUACAUGUGACAAAUUUAUAGAUGCCAACGGGCCGGAUUGGCUGACUGUUAAUUGUAUUGGAGAGUCACUAGUUGUUUUUGCUGACAACAACGCGAAUUAUUUUGAAUGUUGGAAUUUUAAAGAUAACGUACUCGUCGAGCGUGUUGAUUUACGUGCAACAGCUAAAAUAAUAUUAGUAUCAGAAUGUUGGAAUUUCAUCCGAGGUAAAAUCAUUGUUGCAUAUUUAACCGAUGGAACAAUUCAUAUUUAUGGUUUUAAUAAAACUCUACUAUUACGUAAUUGGGGUCAUGUAUCCGUUGGCAAAGACCUUGAUUUACUGUCUCUAAUGCCACCUUAUUUAGUUUGUACAUUUCACUGUAAGCCAAACACAUCCGAACAACCAUGUCUAAUGCUCAUUGAGUUAACAAAGAUACUAUUGUUAACAGCAGAAUUCGAAGAAGGAUCACUAAAUGAUAAAACAGAUCUCGAACCGCCGGUGCAUUUUGAUGAUCAAGAGUGGUUACGAGUAUCGAUAGUACGAUUUGAGCCACGCCUAGACACUCCGAUAACGCAUAUCGUACACCCAACCAGAGACUUGAUAACAUUUGAAGAAGAAAUACCCACACAGUCCGGUAUCCCAUUCAUUGUCAUGGCUGCCACUCCCAACAGCUUAUACCUUAUUCACAUAUGUCACGGGGAAAAAUUAUCAUACUUCAAGUUGUGUGGAAAGUUCGACACAUUUACCGUAAACCAAUUUCAGCCGUUUUCAAUUUUUGUAGCGGACGGAGGGAUCGUGCGAAAAUACCGGUGGCAAUGCACUUCUAUUGACGAAGCACCGGGUCAUAUCUGUCAUUGCCAUAAUACUGAAAUUCAGAUAAGUGGCUUUAAUAUCACUUCAAUCAAACUGCAUAGUGGUGAGUAGAGAUAUCCACGCUGAAACACUUUUAGUCUCUGUCCCAUUGAUCCCGUAACAAUAAAAUUUUCGGUUCCUGUUUUCUCCCCAAACAUGCCCUCAAAUUUGACCAGUUUGUAGAGAACACAUUCGGUGGUAUGCCUAUGCAAUAAAAAACUCGCUGAUCAAGUAUUGACAGAGUUAUUAAUUAAUUAAGUUCAAAAUUACUUGAAAGUUUUAGUU
Didymodactylos carnosus is the source of this 3270-nucleotide messenger RNA. The record is from the annotation of a GenBank genome assembly. NCBI's taxonomy places the organism in Eukaryota, Metazoa, Rotifera, Eurotatoria, Philodinida, Philodinidae.